This is a messenger RNA of Lymnaea stagnalis (great pond snail), 9690 nucleotides long. NCBI's taxonomy places the organism in Eukaryota, Metazoa, Mollusca, Gastropoda, Lymnaeidae. The record is from the annotation of a GenBank genome assembly.
UAUUUAAUAUUUACAUUUAACUUUAACUAGUUACAGUUAGAGUUUACUUGAUUUUACAGUGAGAGUGAGAGAGCAGUGACAGUUAUUUACUUUAUUUACUCUUAAACUUAGUCAUUACUAUUACUACAUAAUUUGAGAUAAUUAAAAUAUUAGUAUAAAUUAUAAAUCUUCCAAAAAAUAGUAAUAAAUACCAAUGACCAAUGCCAAUAAUAUCCUUUAAAAGGUGACUACCUCCCUGUUUAAACAUACAAGUGGUCCAAGCAGUCCUUUAAAAAAUAGCCAUGGCUGCCUCAAUUAAGAGAGAUGGAGAGUGUUUAGAUGAGAUGGACUCUAUGCGUGAGAUCUCAUCUCAGUUUUUUGAGAUGGUACCAGUCAGGAAAAUGAAAUGGAAGGUACAGGCUGUUCAAAGUGUUUUAGUAUGUCAAUGUAUAAAUCUAUUUAAUUAUCUAUAUAAAUAUAGUAGCUUAUUAUUAAUAUUAUUAAUUAUAAUUUGUAAUUUCUAUGACUAUGUUUUGUCUAGGACUUAGACCAGUGGUUUUCAACCAGGGUACAGAAGCACCCAGGGAUGACCAAUAAUCCUCAGUGCCAGAGGGUGCCAAAAAUAUUUCUUGAUUUUAAACAAAUUGCUUGAGCUAGACAAAAACACCAUUUAAUAUUUUAAUUUAGAUUUGACUAAUUUUAAAAAUAUUUAUACUACAUUGCCUCAACUCAUAACUUGACUUGAGCUUUAUCAGGAGUAUCUUUCAAGAUGGUAAUCCCAGUUAUAAAUCUGUAAUUUGUGGAGAGAAUGUUACAAGCAAGUUGAAAAUAUAUUUUAGUAUCAAAGCUAGUGGAUUUUUUUACUGUAAUUGCAUUCAUUUCAUUUAAGGAUGAAGAGGCAGCUCUUCUAGUUACAAGACCAGAACUUCAGCUUCAGCUUUUAAUGGCCACAGUCAAGCACCCUGUUUGUUGCAGUUUUCCACCAGCACUCUCAUAUAUGCGGAGUUUUAUGAAAUUGUUAAUUCAUAAGGUGAUGUCUAUAAAAUUAUGUUUAAAAGUCAAGUUUUGUUUAAUCUCAGUUUUCAUUUGAUUUAAGUUGAAAAUGUGUGUGAUGCAAUUUACCACAGGGGCUAUCCAUUAAUGAUGUAACAUAAUGGGGGAGGGGGAGCCACAUUAACAGAACAUCAUUUAUGAAUGGCCUCACAGCCUUUGAUAGUAUGUAUUACAUUUUAUCACAAGUUUUUAGAACAUUAUAAGUAUGUAUUUAUUAAUAGUAAGUUCUUAUCCUUUUUCUAGUUGGAGACAGAAGAUGCAGACAUCUGUGAUGAAAUGUAUGAAGCAUACACUGAUCUCUUGUCUUGUAAUGAGGAUGAUGAUGAAACACUGUGCUUUAAAUCUUACAAAAUGGUAAAUUUAAACAGUUGCUUUAAAUCUGAUAUAUUUUAAGUAGUUUUGCUUGUAAAUGUCAUUUGUCCAUUUCAAUGAAACUGCAUAUGUUUAUGUCUGUUUAUUCUCAGCUCUCUGGUGAAUACAUUUCCCUUCAAGAGUCGGUUCACCUUGUGUCUCAGGGAACUACAGGUCUUAGUACGUGGCAGGUCUGUAUUAUUAAAUAUUGUAACUAUUUUGAUAAUUUAACUACCAGCACUCAUAAAUAACAUUCACACGGGGGGGGGGUGUUGAUUAAUUUUUUGUUUAUAAGGAAGAAAGAAAAGCUUUCUUAGAUGGCUGUCAUGAUUCCUAGCAAUAAGAAAAUGACCAGUCCCUUUUCUGAGUGUUUUUUUUCACCUUAUCAAAAAAAAAAGCUGUUAGCAAACCAUUUCAGAAGUCUUGUAAUUUUGCAGUGUUCCAACUGAGAGAAAAUAAUAUGAUCUAUUGUUUAUUUUAAUGAUUUUGUUUUCUUUCUUUUGUUAUUCUUCAAUUUCAGUGUUAACAAUUAUUUUUUUAAUAAAUUAGUGAAAUUUUGUUUUUCAUUUGAUGUUUCAUAACAAUUAUUUCAUACUCCAAGAAAUACAUACUUUAUGUUUUAAGAUGGAGAUUUAGUUUCAAUAUCACAAUAUCAUCAUAUACUCUCAAAGAUGAAAGGUAUUUUGAAAAGAAAGAGAUACUUUUAAAAUGAUGAAAUCAUUUAUAAAAACUAAUAUUACUGAACUCAUGCACCUUUUUCUUUCCCUGAUAAAAUUAUAAAGUUUAAAUUUGUACUAACUACCAUUAAAAAGCUUUAGGGAAGUAACUACCAUUAAAAAGCUUUAGGGAAGUAACUCAUUAGGGGUGUUUGGAAAUAGGAUUUUCAUAUGUACAUAAGACAAACAUAUGAUUUGUUGCAGGCAGCUCAACAUCUGGCUGAGUGGAUCUUAGAAAAUCCUCAAGUUUUAACAAACAAGUAAUGCUACUACAUUUUUUCUUUCAAAAUAGUCAAAGAAUGACAAUGUUAGAAUAUAAUGUUAAUUUAUAUGGCUAUUAACUUAACUCUCAAAAGACGGGAGAUUGAAAAAUCGGUCAUAUAUGGCGGGUAAAAAAAACGACCCCUAAAAUAUAUAUAAAAAUAAUAUUAAAAGGCGAAAAUAAAGAUUUACAAUUUUGGAAUGUUAAAUUUCUAUUUGGCAAGAAAGAACAAUCGUUUAUAUUACUAGUUCUAGAAAUCUGGUAGCAACUUGUCCAUUCAUAAAUUUUCCUUUUCGCCAUUUACUCAUAUUUUGCCACAAUCCCGGUUAACUGUUACUACACUCUAAAACAUUGCUAUGGAGUCUGAUUCUGAUUAUAAGCUUGAAAUGGACAACUAUUCUUACUUAGAGGAAUAUUUUUGAUGAAGAUAGCACUUCAGAUGUGUCUGAUACCGAGAAUUCUGUAAAUUAUCAUCAUAAAAAUAGUAUCCAAGGUUUGUUUACUUUUUUCAUUCAUACUCAACUCACGCAUACUGUGAAACUUUCUUAGCACUAUUAUUAGUUUUAUUCAAGUUCCAGUAGUAUAAAAUUCUUAAAUAGAUUAAAUUAUUUAUUUGUUUGAAACUAAUUUGUAGUUAUACAAUUAUUUUAAUAUUAUUACGUUUCAGUUAGCAAAAUGUAAACAAUGGUUCUCAAGGCCAAGGCUAUUAUUACACUGUAACAAUCAGCUGUGUUCCCUUUUCAAUGAAAACUUGAAGUAAAAGUAAUUUAGGCAGAUUGUUUAUUAUUUUGAAUUCUUUUUAUUUAUAUUUUAAUUUUUUUAUUUUAGCUAAACAAAUUUUUUUUUAUAUAUUUUGACAGCAUCUAUGAAGGGCAGAUGUCAAACAUAGUCAAUACAAUGGGUUAUGAUGACAAAAGACUGUGGGACUCUUUGCUGCAUUUAGACCAGAGGUGAAAAGCACUAUUGCUUCCUGAUGUUAUAACAAGAGAGGAUAUAAGGAGAUUUUAAAAGCAAAUUGACAUUUUCAACCUCUACUUUACUACAGAUUUGGUUGGUUAUUAGUAAGCCUUGUGCGCAGGACAAUGGACCGCAGAACUUUUGUGUUUUCAAAAAUUGGUACCAUUAUAACAUCAUUGAAGGGGAGUUUUAUCUACUAAGUGGAUUUAUUAUGAAUGCAGGACUUAUCAAGCUCUUAAUUUUACAAGAAAUGUCCAGGAAAUCCUUUUAUGAUGGACAAUGAGCAAGGCCAUUAGUACUCAGGAUAUAUUCAAGGCUAUAUUGAGUUUCCUAAAAGUUUCUGAUACUGAAAAUAAAGGAAAAUGCUGUGUAAAAUUGGGAGACACUUCUGUAUCUCAAUGCAAAAUACAAUCAACUGUAUCAGCAUCAAGAAAAUGUAGCAAUUAAUGAACAAUUUAGGGAACAAUUGACAUAUUUGAUGAUGAACCCGAUACUGUAAAGCCCGAAAUCUUUACAUCGUGCGCUGCGAACAUGACAAUAACAAAAACUGUAAUUGUGGGUUACCAAAACAGGGUAAAAUGGGCAGAGCAUAUGUCACAGGCUUUCUUUUUGAUACAUUUGUAUGUUUUGAUAAAUAAAGAAAUUGUUUUCAAGAAUUUUUAUGCAUGGUCUUGGCGAAGGAUUAUAUCCUUUGAUCGGUAUCUAGGGGGAUGCAUAAAAAAUGUUUAUUUAUUAAAAUGUGCCUUUUUUCUUAACUUUUCUUAUAAAAUAAUACUUACUAAUAAUCCUCUGAAGGAUAAUAUGAUGCAUUAUAUGUUUUCCUUUGAAAAAAAAAAUUAUUAUUAUUUUUUGAAAAUAAUUUUGACUUUUUGAGCAAUAUUUCCUUCAAUGAUCUGUUGCCUAAAAAUAGUCAUAACUUUUUUAUUUAUGAGUCUAUUGUUUUGAAAUUUGAAUAUGUUUUAUAGUAUUGAACACAUUCUAAUAAAAUAUCAAUUUUAUUGAUUUUAUUGGAAAAACUUUUUUUUUUCCUUCUUUGUAAAACUGUGAUGUUAUGUUUUUGUCGACUUACAAAAAUUUUUUUUUUGCCCAAAAAUAAUAAAACAUCAAAUUUAGCAAGGAUAUUUUGAACAAACACCAAGUAUCAAUUAAAGAGCAUCCAAUUACCUUUAAAAUGAUAUAUAAUACUUGGAGGUAGCUACAAAAUUACAGUCAUGAGACACUUUGAAGAAUAAGAUAUAUUCAAGGUCAUUAAAAACUGGAAAAAUCUAGUCUUUUGAGAGUUAAUCAUUUAGAUAAACUUUAUAGAUGUAAAUGCAAAAUAUAGGUACCAUGAUACUAAAUCGCACAUAGAUGUGCAUAUGGAAAAUAUAACGCAAAAACUUUUGUAGCAAUAUAACAUACAGCUUGGUGGGGGUUUCGCUUUUUUGCGUUUUAUGUCACAGUUUUCUAAUAAUACAUUAUUUUGUCAACAGUGACAUAGAGCGCAUAUUUUUCCAAACACGGUUGUACCAUAUUUGCAGCAUGGUGAAUUUUGUGACCGGCAACAUAUUUAAUCUUAUAUCUUGGUAUGUAAGCUUAUUAUUUUGUAAUGUAAAAUUAAAACACUUAGUGGUUUAGCCCAAUAUUGCUUCGUUCAGUCACAAACAGGAAUAACUUUAUUUCAUUAAUAAUAGAAAUUGUAAACUAAAGUUAAGCAUUUCGGACUGGAAGGUGUACGAAAAUAAAAUUGUCAUUAGUCACCCGAGUCACCACUACUCACAAAAAAAAUUAGGUUGUCUUAAAUGGUUCCUCUUAUCCAUUUAAUUUAAAUAUAUUUUCAUUGUUGCUUAUCUUUAAAAAUUAGUGAAACACUAAUCAGUUAAUAAAUGGGAAACGGUUUUACGAUAUUAUUAGAAAUAAAUACAACCCAAUAAAUUAAAGUUUUCAAUAAUUCUAGUUCGUAUAGUAGGGGAAUUUCGGACUUGUUUUGUCCCUUGAUUUACACAAUUAUAUGUAUUGGCCUAGUUAUUACCGCUAUUUAUUAAUUAUAAUUAAUGGAAUAACACAAUAAAAAGCAGUAGCCAAUAAAGUAGGCUCAGCGUGCUCAUAUUGGAACACUUCUUCUAAAUCUAAACUUAAUAUAAUAUAAAUUUUUGUGAAAAUUGUGUCACUCUUAUGAUGUGUUUAAAAUUAGAUAAUGUAAAUUAGUCCAUAACAAUUUUAUUAAAUACAUCAAAUAAAUAAAUAAAACUCAGCAUCAUCAUAUUAAUUAUAUUUUUAUUAGGACAUAGGCAUAGGAAAACAGUUUAGCUCAACAAAUAUUUACAUUUCUAAUAAAAUAAAUAAAAAGAAAUACAUUUUAACAAUCACAUAACUCUAAUAAUAUUAAAAAGAAACUAAAAAUUGUAUAGAUUCAGAAUUAUGAUUAGGUCUAGUUGUUAUUUUUAGUCUUCUUCUGAGUGCAAGAGAAAAUUUUAAUUUUCUGUUGCAGAACUGGGAAUUCCUUUCAUAUGCUAUGAGGCAUAUUUGGACAUAGAUGGCGAAGACAAAGUUUAUGAUGGAGAGAUUGUGGGAUUCAUCAACAAAACAAAGAAGUCUGUAUAGCUAUAUACCCAGAAAAUAACAGGCAGAAAAGCCUCAUUACCUUAAUCAUACACUGGUAUCCUCUUACUCUUAUUAGUGUUAUGUGGGAUUUUAUUUUCUUAUUAUAAUUUAUAAUUUCAUGUAUUUAAUCUUAUUUUUAAAAAUACUUCUACUUAUCUUUUAUAAAUAUUAGCAUUGGUUUAAAAUUUGAUUAAAAUACAAUAAAAACAUUUCUUUUGUUUUUGCCUCUAACAGUAAUAAUUUUUCCAAUUUUCUUGUCAGGAUUUUUUGACCUACCCUCAAAUAAAAUUAUCAAAAAUAAAAAGUCUUCAUGUUAUGUAACAUUUUUGUUGUUCAUUGUGUUGUAUAAUGCCCUGAGAAUUCCUCCUAAAUAUUUGGUUGCAUUAUCUUUUAAAAUAAAACAAAGUUGUGGGCAAAAUAAGUCAGAAAUUUGGGAAGUCGAUCACAAGUUUUGGCAGUUAAAUACAAAGAUAAAUAAGGGGCUUUAACUUUAAAAAAUUAACACAAAAAAAUCAUAUCUCCACUUCUUUAAAAGAUAGAAAGAUGAAAUUGAUGUUUAUAAAAAGCGUAUAAGUUAUAGCUCAGCCCUUUAAAAUGAUGUAUCUUUUAUGGCAGACAAAAUGUAACAUUUAUGUCAAAGUACCUACAAAAGAAGUGAAUCAUUUGUUUUGUAACUGUCUUCAUAAACGUAAAUUCAGUCAUAUAGAAUUUUUUGUAACUGUCAUGGUUAUUAAUUUCAUAACAACUUUUCUCAAAUAUUUGUAAUGAAGUUAAAUAAAUGAUUUUAGGAAUAUUGGCAUGUCAUAAGUUUAAAGUUUAUUUUGGCAAAGAAUAAAUAUUUAUUUUAAUGUUUCAAUUUUUCGUUGAAUGUUUAUUUUAAUAAUUUUUGUUUCAGAUCAGUCACAGAACUGGGAAGUGGCCUUGGCCUCACUGGCAUUGUUGCAUGUAAAUACUGCCAAAUUCAAAACUAUGCAUUUACUGAUUGUCAUGCCCAAGUUCUUUACCUUCUGUCUAAAAACAUUGAGCAAAAUGUGUUAAUUGAUUUACAUUGCAAAACAGAGUCAGAUUCUUCAGACCGUGACAGAAAAAUCUUGCGAAAAAUUCGGAAACAGUUGAGUCUUUCAUCAGACCAGCAAAGUUCUGAAGAGAAUAGCAGUGAUGUAAAUGAAAUUUCAGAGCCAUCUGAUCAAGGAUAUAUGAGAGAGGAAAUUACAAUUGAUGAUGGAAUAUAUUCUGACCCAGUUGAGUUAGACGUGAAUGGAAACCUUUGGGAUGUGGAUUCUUCUCAUAGACUUGCAACUUUGAAGGGAGAUAAGCGAAUAAGUAUUUGUCACCUGGAUUGGGAAUGUGUAAAGGGAAGAAUUCUAGAAAAGCUCAAGUCUGAUAUCAUCCUGGCAGCAGGUAAUACAAGUGUAUCUUUACUGAAAGUUUAAUGCUUAAAAUUUAGUUUUUUCCUCACAAAUGUAAAUAUUAAAUUAAAAUAAUUAUUUUUCUUUCUUUUACUAAGGGCUGAAGCAGUAAUUGUUGUACUUAUUGCAUUAUUUACUUAUAAAGAAAUGAAUGAACUUAAAAAAUUUAGAUUUAUGUUUAAAAGAUCCCUCCAAUUUUAUAGAAAUACACAUAAUCAAAUAAAAAGCUUUCAGAGUAACUUCUUUCAAGAAUGAUAAUAUAAUUCUUCCUAUUUCAGAUGUAGUGUAUGAUACCAGUAUAAUCCCAGCCCUAGUAUUUGUUCUUAAGAGUCUUCUUGACACUGGACCAGACAGUAACAGAAGACCUAAAGCCUUUAUUGCCUCAACUAUUCGCAAUGAAGAUACAAGAGAUGCUUUCCUCAUUGCAAUGGGUAAGAUUCAGAGCUUGAUAUAAAACUUUUGGAAAAUCCAAGUGAAAUGGUCACUAGCCUAACCUAAUCACAUCCACUAGCCUUUGACUUACUCAGAUGCAUAUUAGAUAAUCUGGGUAUGAGCAUAUUUAAAAGUGACAGAUAGCAUUAAUAAUUUCUAGUAAAAGCUAAUUCUCAUUUGUAUUUUUUUUCUUCAGGAUCUGAAGGUCUCAAUUACACAGUUGUUGAAUCACCUAAGCACCACAGGUUUCAUUAUGACCGUUCUGUACCCAUUGAAAUACUGCAGAUAUCUGCCUUGUAACUGUAGAAAGAAAACCAGCCACUUUUGCUAAAGCUAUAGAAUUUGUUAGUUGUAUUAUUUGUAUGCAGUGAAUGUUAUCAUUCCAUUUUAUUAGCAAGGUUGCAAAUAAAUACUUCAACCACAAUUAAUUUGUAUUUUUUUUUAAAAGUGUUUACCUUCCUUUAUUAGUCAAAAUAGGUUAAUAAGACCUUACAGAAAAUUAGUGUACCAGUACCUUAACAUACCUGAUAUAAAAAUAAAUAUUUUUACAAAAAGUUAUUAAAGGUAAAAGGAUACAUUUUAAAGGGAUGUUUUUAAUAAAUAAACAUUUUUUAAAGUAUUAUAAUAAUUGUAAUCCAGUAUUUUAAAAUGUGUUCAACAUAAAAGAAGUCUUAAUGUGCUCAUAAAAGUGAUGGAUUGUCAUGACUUUAUUUUCAAAUGUUUUGAACAAAGUUGUUGAUUUUUUACACCUACCAUACUUCUUGUUUUUAUUUAUUUAGUACUUAGGAAAAGUAAUUUAUAUUUUGUGCAAUUGAAAUAAUUUUUUAAAAAUAGUAUGCUAUACAAAUUGAAUUUAGGUAUGACUACCAUAAAUAUUUUAGUAGCAGUAGUCUUAUGUUUGCCUUAUCCUGCUGCAUUGAAAACAAAAUCAAGCUUUUUGAUUAAAUUUGUUUUUUUUUCUUUAGUAAUCACAUUUAAAUUUUGAUAUUUUGUUUUCAAAAAUGUUUAAAAAUAUGCAAGUUUAUCUGGAGCUUGACUUUAACUUUCAAUUUAGAAUAUAAAUGGGAAAGAAAAGGAGGACUACAGACAUAAUUUUGAUCAGUUUGGAUGCCACAUGAGCCAAGUUCUAAUCCUAAUUGUUACAAUAAGUGAUCUAAUUUUAGAUGACUAGUUAGUAAUUAUGACAAUCAAACAUGUGUAAUUUUACCUGUAUCUGUAAAAUGUCAUUGAGACUAACAGCUUUCACAAAGACUCAAAAUACAAGGGUAGAUAAUAACUUUCAAUGUGAAUGCAGAGUUGUACUCAACUACCCUUGUGCAGCACACACAUGUGGCUAAGCUUCAUUAAAUAUGUUGGACAAGACCUGAGAAUUUUAUGUAUUGAUACUUUUUGAAAUAUUUUUUAAGCAGAAAACUGCAGCUUUCUUCUAAAUUUGGAUUACAUGCCUCUGGAUAAAAUGUCCUCUCACAUACCAAAUGCUCAGCUUCAGGCAUGGCUCUCAAACAUCAAGGUUUAAUAAACCAGUAGCCAAUGAUUAACCUCCCCAGGUGCCAUGAGAAAAAGCCAUUAGUGCAGCAUAUUAUGCUUAUAUAUUUUUUAAGCUGUCAGGGUUUUUCUUUUUACAAUGUUAUGUCAUGCACGCACAAUAGAUAGUAUGUAUUUUAGUUACUGUUAAAAUUUUCAUUUACCAAGAUGAGUUUUAUCUAUCAGGUGAUCAAGGAAACUACCAGUUAUUGUCAAUUUUAUUAAUCAAGGAUUCAACUCCAUGAAUUUAUAUCAUCAAAUGUUAAGUAGUAACUGAUACCACCUACUUGGGUUGGCUUGUCUAUCAAGAUAGAACAAUGAGUUUGAGGAAAUUGAUCCCAAAAUUGAGCACACUUACUCUGUAAUGCUGAGUAUACUUCACUUUGAAAGCAAUACAAGUUUUAUUAAAAUAAAAAUAUAACGG